AGUGUGCCCCGAGGCGCUGGGAUGGACGCACGUCGCGCGUAACUAUAUCACACGACUGCCGAAUCUGCUUGAUUUGUUUACCGUGCGUGUUUCAUUCACAUUCAGUUUUUAUUUCACAUUGUUUCAGUGGAGCUUACUAAGGAAAUUACUUGCGUCUACGCCUUUAUUUCAAGAUUAGAAGCGAUUUUUUUACUGCUAAAUAUGGAAAUGUUUAAACGCUGAGAUGUUUUUGAAAGUUUUUCGUGAACUGAUAUGCGGUUUUGUUAAUGAAAUGGGCGAAGUUUUGUGGUUUCUGUUGUUCUUGAUCUCUGCGAUUCAUGGAUACGUGGAGACCGAGGAGUUUAUCAGCGAUCUGGAUAAGCCGAUACCAACGGCGCACGCGCAGGGAGUGCUAGGGAAGAAAGCUUCAUUGCCCUGCGACAUCCAGCCCCUGGCCGCAGAAGAUCACGUCUCCAUGGUCUUGUGGUUUAAGGAGACUGAUGGAGAGCCUCUUUAUAGUUACGACGUGCGGGGUCGCCUCGCAAAUCAGCCCAAGCUCUGGUCGUCUCCGUCGGGGUUUGGUUCCAGAGCUUAUUUCCGAGCAGCCGCUUCUCCGGCAGUGUUGUUCGUCGACAGCGUUGUCUCCACGGACGCAGGAGUCUAUCGCUGCAGAGUUGACUUCAAGAACUCCCCGACAAGGAAUUUGAGAAUCAAUUUUACUGUUAUAACACCUCCGAAUCGGCCCAGCAUUAUGGACGCCAAGACCAGAAGCCACACUCGACUACUAGAGCCCUACAACGAGGGAGAUACCCUGGAACUUAUUUGCGAAACAUAUGGUGGUGAUCCAAGGCCCAGUGUGACUUGGUACUUGGAGAACACCGUCAUCGACGACUCAUUUGAGCAGCGCCCUGACGGAGUGACUGUCAACACCCUGACCUUCCCCAGUGUUGGUCGUCAGCAUCUCAACGCAAGGCUCGUCUGUCAAGCUUCGAACACAAAUCUAGCGCCACCGGAAACUAAGCUUUUAAUACUUGAUAUAAACUUAAGGCCACUCAGCGUGCAGAUCUUGAAUAAGAGGCCGGAGCUUUCCGCAGACAGGACUUAUGAACUUGAGUGCAAGACUACUGGAUCCCGGCCCGAAGCUCAAGUUACGUGGUGGAAAGGUGGAAGACAAUACAAAAGGAGUGCAGCCAAAAAUUUCUCCGAGAGCAACGCAACGACCAGCGUCCUAACGUUUGUGCCUGUCGCCGAGGACCACGAGAAGACCCUGGUCUGUCGCGCCGAGAACCCCAGCGUGGUGGAAUCAUCGAUAGAAGACAAAUGGAAAAUGAACGUGCAUUAUGUCCCUAUAGUGACUUUGAAACUCGGAUCUACCCUUAAUCCUUCCCAUAUCAAGGAAGGUGACGACGUCUACUUCGAGUGCAUUGUAAAAGCAAACCCGAAGACGCAUAAGCUCACUUGGUAUAAAGGAACUAAAGAAAUUCAACAUAACGCGAGUUCUGGAAUCAUUCUCAGCGACCAAAGCCUGGUGCUGCAAAGCGUCAGCCGAUCAACCGCCGGGGACUAUAGCUGUUUAGCAUAUAACAGCGAAGGAAGUGCCACUAGCAACCCUGUGUCUUUAUUGAUAAGGUAUGCUCCAGUGUGCAAAACAAUAAACGAAGGAGAAGUGUACGGCGCUUUGAAACAAGAGACGGUGACCUUGAAUUGUGCUGUUGACUCCAGCCCAGCUCCCACCAGCUUCAGCUGGAUCUUCAAUAGCUCUGGCGACCAAACGGAGCUGGCUGCGAACACGUACACAUCAGCUGGCUUCACUUCGAAUCUUCGUUACACUCCGAUUUCUGAAAUGGAUUUUGGCACGAUACUCUGCAUGGCAACUAACACAGUGGGAAGGCAGAAGAUCCCAUGCCUCUACAAGCUGAUUGCGGCAGGACAGCCGACGGCACUCCACAACUGUUCAGUGGCGAACCAGAGCUCGGCCAGUUUACAAGUGGAAUGCGCGGAAGGCUUCGACGGAGGGCUCCCGCAGGUUUUCUUCAUGGAGGUCUUGGAACUCCCGGCUAUGACCGUCAGGGCAAAUAUAACCUCAAAUAGCACUCCUAGCUUUGAGGUUCACGGUCUAGACAGUCGGAUCAGCUACAGUCUGGUCUUGUAUGCGGCCAACGCUAAGGGCAGAGGCGAAGAGGUCACACUGUAUACCGUUGCAAUACGACCUCCGGAUAAAUACACAGGUGUGAGCACCGCCAUCCCUUGGUCGCCGAUGCUGGUGUCCCUGCUGGCUGUGACAGCGAUGCUGUGCACCGGAGUGUGUGCUGUGAUCACGGCACUGUACAGACGACAUGCUGUCAGAAGACACGACCUUGAUAAGCAACCUCCUUCGGCGAGCGGUCUCUACAUGGAGCACAGCGUUGAAUCAUUAUCGAAACAGGAUAAUUUGAACACGUACUGUGCGUCUCCGAAGCUGGAGUACUGCAGCCAGUAUGAGUUGAAAGCCGACACGGGGGAAGAAACGGACCCCGACAUCAUACCCUGUCAUCACGAUAAGAGAUCAAUAAAUGAUUACACCAAAUUAGGGAUUGGUGUAGACUGUGAUGCUCUCAGCAUGUACAGUGAAAAAACUAGCAUACCUGCCAGUGCCUCAGCGGUAAGUAUUAGAGUGAACCGUGGAGUAACAGCGCGGAGUUCAGAUAUAUCGUCGAGCGUCUGUAAUGCGACGGUCGCACAUUUGCGCCGCGACAACCUCGCCACAGUCGGGAAAGUACGGGAGAGCUGCAUUUAAUGCGGGUGCUUAGAUAAUCCGUUGGCUGUAUGGAGGAGAUAUUUUAGAGUCAAUGAUUUAUAAUAUGUAAUUAAUUAAAAAAGGCUUUGUUGCUAAAGAAGAUCUAUUUAGAAACGAAGAGUCAAACUGCGUUUAAAUUGAAUUGGUAAAAUAUGAAACGUGUGCACGUUAUUGGAUAAUUUAGAUACCCAAAGCAGUUCGGAUAUAGACUAAGAAAAUUUAAACCAUUUUGGCCAUACAAUGUUGAUUCAUACAUACAAUACAAUGAAAAAUGAAUAAUAAUAAUAAUAAUAAUUUAUUUAUUUCUCUCUUAAAGGUACAAGGUACAUACAAAUUCAAAUGGAAAUAAAUUAACCUUAUAAUUUAUUUUGUAAGCCUUUGAAAGAGCUGAAGUCUGUACUAGGUUCAAAGACCUGUAUUACUGAUCUCCAGGCUCCCUCCUUCUUAAGAAUAGAUUAGGUUAGGUUAAGUCGUGAACAGAUGCUGCGGACUAGUGUUGAGAGAUCAUUAGGUGUUAUAUUUUAAGAAGGUCAUUUUACGUGUGUGUGAGUGUGUGAAUGUGUGUGUAUUUGGAUGUGUGUGUGUGUGUGUGUGUGUGUGUGUGUGUGAGUGAGUGAGUGAGUGUGUGUAUAUGUGGGCGUGUGCGCGCAUGCAUGUUGUAUUGUGUAUGUGUGAGUAUCUGCAUCUAUGCGUGUUUGUUAUUACUAUUACAUAGGUAUAAAUAAUUUUUUGCUUAAUUGGGCUCGAAAACAAAAAGCAGAUUACUUCACAGUCUGGAGUAAGUUCUCUGUUUGCUCGUAGUCUAGGUCGUGAAGCCAAUUUGUUAGUGCACGUUUGCAUUGGGUCUGUGUCAUGGGGUAUAUAUUGAUCAGCUUAUUGAUUUUAUUGUAUAUGAAGCUACUUAGGAAGCCAUAGAAGCGUUGAGCUAACGAUGUAGAAACAAGUGUUGUGGGACGCACACCAUGCCCGCGCCGCUGACUUACGAGCAAUGUCGGAUCGUAUGGAGUUUUCGAGUGUGUAGUCAUAAUAAGAUUAAGAAUAAAUAAUUUACGGACAGAAAGAACUUUACAGGUUUUGUAAAGAUCAUUUGUAGGAAACCUAUAAGGGAGCCGCCAUCCAACUUUUAAAAUACAUCUCUGGGCACGUUCAAGUUUUAAAAAGUGUGUUUUGGAAGACCCGCCCCAUGCCACUAUGCAGUACUGAGUGACUGAUUGACAGAGCGCUAAAUAAACAAUACCAGUAGAUUUUUUUUAAAUUGAUAUUUUGUUCAAAAUUUAUUACUACUUUUACUGUUUAGGGAAAAAAAAUAUCACCUAUAGCCGACAGAUAGAGUUUAAAGCUAAUUAAAAAAAAAAAAAAACAGUUUUGAUACAAUAUUGACACAAUAUUGACAAAGAAAAUUAAAAUAUUGACACUAUGAAUUCGUUAAAUUUUUAACACGUUUUGAUGAAUCUUACGAAGAGUAAAAAAAGACUAAAUUAAAGUUGUUUUUAUUUCUAGAAUAAUCUAAAGUAUCUCCUCCCUUAACAAUGUUUAAUUUAAAAAUAAAUGGAGUACGAAACCGGGUUGUCGAAGAUUACAAAUUGUUAAAUAGAACUUUAUUGUUAAAUGAUUAAUAUUUAAAAUAUAAUUGUCAUCUUUAUAAGCUACAUUUAAGAAAAAUACAAACGUAGAAAUAAAUGAAUGUUUUAAAAUAUUACAGCGAGAAUGUAUCGUUUCAAUCUGCUUGAUUUGUUUUUGUACGCUGAAUUAAAUGGAUCGCCAUCAUCCUUCAUUCUAUCGUUUUUAUAGAUGUUAGGGGUAAACUGUAAAAAAUGAUUAUUAAUCACGAAAUUCCGCCCAUUUUUAUCUGUUACAACACUUGAAUGUAACGAAUUAUAAAUAUUUAAUAUUUCAAAUAUAUUAGCUUCGCAAUUUGUAAGAUACUCAUAGUAAAGGUACGGCAGACAGGCACCUGUAUGUGCAUGAGCGGAAUUCGCCACGAUUGCGAUAACUAUCCAAAAAAACCGAACAUAAAAUGAAUAAUAGUUUAACCUGGAAUCACCUUUUUCGGGCCAGGGGCCAAACCUCCUACGAGGACUCCGUCGACAAGGGGGCCCGCGGGGUCUAUGGGACUUGAUGAUCUGCAAUUUUUGGGAGCAGACCGCAGGCCCAAAACGCUUUGGGGCCUUCAGCACUAAACGACUCUUCUGCACUUUUAAACCCGACCUCCAAUCUCCGCCCGGGGUCAGAACCCAGUCAGAGUAAGUGGGCUCCCGCGGUAAACUGGGAUCACCUACCUUAAGUACGUUUUCGGUGAUAGAUUUACCUACAUGAGCCUCGUUAGUCUACUGGGUAAGACAGGUAGCAUUAAGAGUUGCGUAAUUACUGUUGGUAGGGUAUAUUAUGGCCUCGCAGUGGUGGGUACAAAAAUAUCGUCUCUUUAUCCAGCGAAGCAGUCAAGUAUUUCAGUUUAAAUGAUGAGGCUGUCGUUAUGCAAUCCAAUUUAACUUCACGACCUCAUGUCUCAAGGCGAGUAGCAACGUUCACUGUCUGAUGUCUAUGGGCUCGUCAGAAAAAAUGUUAUUCCGAACAUUAAAUUCCAUGCACCAACCAUAUUAUUUCGAAUAUUCUUAUUUGGUCAUUGUAUAUUUAUGCAGUUGGUACUAAUUUUUUUUGUUUCAUUACAUACAGGGUGUAAUAAAAUCGUUCCGGUAAACAACCACAAUGUGGGGUCUCUGAAUACAAUGACAUAGAUAAUGUCGUUUUUUAAACUAUGAUUUUCUCGUGAUUUCAUUUGCGAUGUAGCGUUAUUUAAACACCAUUGACGUGCGAAAGCUACGAGCUAGAGAGUCUGCGGGGAACGUUUGCUGGCUGCGUCCUGCUUGCAAUACGGGGUCACGAAUCAUAAUCACAUAAUCAGAUUUUUUGCUCUGCUAAGGAAGUUCCUUAAUGAUUUCCGUUCGCGAUAAGCUUGGAGAUGAUUCCCAUUCCAACUUCAGGAAUAGACUCUGUACACCCCGUAUAAGGGUAAAUACACUGUAGAAAUAUGUGAAUACUAUUUUUAAGCGUAAUAAAUAUAUUUUAAAUCUACAUUUGAAAGAUAUAUAUAAUAUUUGUAAAAACUAAAUUUUGUAAAUAAAUAUUUACGAGUGUUAGCUAAGAUACGGUCAAUUCAUGUUCUAAAUUGUUUUUGAAACGACAUUCAAUAUUUAAUUAAAUUUUAUUUGUUCUUAAGGAUUUUUUUAAUUACUCAAUGCCGACUCCAUGGCUCUUUAUGCGACCGUGAGCCUUAUUAGGACUAAAUGGUACUUUCAAUAAGAAAUUAUAAUUUUCUGCAUAAGCAUAAGUCGUCACUGGCAAUUUAAUUGACACCUGUUCUAUUGCCACUGUUGAGAGUAUUUCCUCUUUAAGCAACUAGAGGUUUUCAUCUGCAUCAGUGCUAGAAAACAAAAAUAAGCUCUGAAAGAAAUCUUCGGUUUUUUAAAGAUUUUUAGUUAUGGUGUAAAAUGGGUUAAAAAGAUAGUUCACGGAUGGUAUCGAAGAUGAUAGAAAACCUAAAAUUUGGCACUUGAGAAAGAAGUUUUGUCUCAUUGCUCAGAGCCGCUUUGUAGAAAGUGCCGUGGGUCUGAUAAUUAGUCUGACUUAGCACCAUGUUUGGACGUAAAGGUUCGACUCCCGUAUACUAUCUCACAGUUAUUCAAUCUCCGGUCCCAAAAAAUUUCCUGGCAUUGAGAGAUGAAAAUUUCUAAAAUUACAAUAGCCUACUUUUUUAUCCAGAUUUCUAAAAACUUCCAAAGCAAAUGUAAAACUCCUCUUAUAUCCUAAUUGAUGCAACACGGACAAUCAUUUUAGUUGAAAUUGUAUCUUGACUGAGAUUAUUCACUAUUUGAAAUUAAGAAAUUGUGUAAAUAUGUUAAUUAAUAAUUACUGUAAAGGUUUUAAUAAAUGAUUAUUAUCUAA
Molecule: messenger RNA, 6697 nt
Organism: Bombyx mori (domestic silkworm)
Lineage: Eukaryota; Metazoa; Arthropoda; Insecta; Lepidoptera; Bombycidae
Product: nephrin
Exons: 17
Coding region: 224-2755 (843 amino acids)
Molecular function (GO): protein binding
Source: RefSeq, a predicted model, not a curated record